Messenger RNA from Zeugodacus cucurbitae (melon fly), 1812 nucleotides. RefSeq names its product probable cytochrome P450 6a14. The record is from RefSeq and is a predicted model, not a curated record. The transcript is spliced from 2 exons. Gene Ontology annotation, molecular function: monooxygenase activity; iron ion binding; oxidoreductase activity, acting on paired donors, with incorporation or reduction of molecular oxygen. Lineage: Eukaryota; Metazoa; Arthropoda; Insecta; Diptera; Tephritidae. Bases 205 to 1707 code for a protein of 500 amino acids.
GUCACUGAGUGGUCGCACAUCACUUUAGUACGCACGCAACACUCUAGUCGAACACGUGUAAACCAUUUCGGUUAAAAAGAUUUUUAGUGCGAAUAUUAAGAAGUUAAAUACUCAAUUUUGAAGACGAAAGUGAAUUGAAGUCAAUUGAAGUGAAGUUGAAGAAGUGUUAACAGUAAUCUAACCAAUAAAAAGUAGUGUUUCAAAAUGGAUUUCUACUUCAUUAUAUUCUCCACAAUCCUGACGCUUUUGCUCAGCUAUCUUCGCUACAAGUAUCAAUAUUGGGAGCUACUUGGAGUGCCGCAGCUGAAAAUGAACUAUCUUUUUGGAAAUCUCUUCCGCAUACGAACCAUACAUAAAACGGAAAUUAUGCGUGAAGUCUAUAAAGAGUUUCGUGGCAAAGCAAAAUUAGCCGGCACUUAUAUUUUCACCAAACCCAUAGCUAUCGUGUUAGAUUUAGACUUGGUAAAGUCCAUAUUAAUCAAAGAUUUCAACAAAUUUACGGAUCGCUUUGAGCAAGUUAGAAGCACCGGCAGCUUCCUCAAUGAACAUCUCUUUCGCUUACAUGGUGAGAAGUGGCGUCCCUUGCGCACGAAGCUAACACCGACUUUCACGUCGUCGAAAAUGAAGUUUAUGUUUCCCACAGUGGUGACAGUGGCCCGUCAAUUGGAUGAGACUUUCGGCGGCCAUUUGGCUAAGACACCAAGCGGUGAUAUAGAACUACACGAUUUGAUGGGACGCUUCACAACCGAUGUAAUUGGCCAUUGUGCCUUCGGCGUUGAGUGUAAUAGCUUGAAGGAUCCGAAUGUGGUAUUUCGUGAUAUAGGCCGCCGUAUUUUCUAUCCACGUUAUCUCUCUAUACGUCUGCGUACGCUUAUGAUUACAUAUCCGGCUUUAUUCAAGUAUUUGAAAUUUUUAAAUAUCAAAGAAUCUCCUAAAGGUGUUGAAGAAUUCAUACUGCAGUUGGUGCGUGACACCGUGCGUAUGCGUGAAGAGCAGAAUAUACAGCGUAAUGAUUUCAUUAAUAUGCUAAUUGAGUUGAAAAAUUCAAAAGACAUGAAAGGCGUGCCUCCAAUGGGUAUUGAGGAGAUGGCAGCGCAGGUGUUCGUGUUUUUUGCAGCUGGCUUUGAGACGAGCUCCAGUAAUAUGAGUUAUGGACUAUUUGAGUUAGCGAAGAAUCCUCAGGUGCAAGAGAAAUUGAGAGCAGAAAUUGUAAGCGUGCUGGAGAAACAUAAUGGCGAGUUGACCUAUGAAGCUAUGAUGGAAAUGACAUAUUUGGAUCAAGUUAUAACCGAAACUCUCCGUAAAUAUCCAGCACUCGCUGCUCUCACACGUGUCUCUAUUGAUGAUUACAAAAUCCCUGAUACUGAUAUCACACUCGAGAAGGGCACACGCAUUUAUAUACCCGCUAAAGAGAUUCAUUAUGAUCCGGAAAUUUAUGAGGAUCCGAAAGAAUUUCGCCCAGAGCGCUUCAACCCUGAAGAAGUGCAAAAGCGUCAUCCACAAGCUUUUCUCGGUUUCGGUGAUGGACCACGCAAUUGUAUUGGCCUACGCUUUGGACGCAUGCAAGUGCGUGUUGGUUUGAUAACUUUGCUGAAAUCUUAUCGCUUCAGCUUAUCGGAGAAGACACCUACUGAAUUAGAGAUUUCUAAAUAUAGUAUAGUGCUUGUACCACAGAGCAAAGUGUGGCUGAAGGCUGAGAGAUUAUGAAGAUAAAACUUUUUUGUUGUUUAUAUAAGAAUUUAAGUUGAAGUUUUAUGUUUAGCGAUUCCUUUAAAAAGAGACAAGAUAGAAAAUACAUACAAUAAAUAUUAA